Messenger RNA from Eimeria maxima, 1259 nucleotides. RefSeq lists its product as hypothetical. The transcript has 2 exons. The annotation marks the transcript as partial. NCBI's taxonomy places the organism in Eukaryota, Apicomplexa, Conoidasida, Eucoccidiorida, Eimeriidae. The record is from RefSeq and is a predicted model, not a curated record.
AUGGAGGUUAGCUGGCUGCCGAAGGAGAAGCCAGUUACAUGGCACCAGACCACCUCCCAGCCGUAUUUAGACGUGCCUGCCGCACCCCAUGAGAAAGAUGCAAAAGACUCGUCGUCGUGGUCGGGCUACAGACCCUGCAAUGCGGCGCCUCACAGGAAAAGAUUGCCAGUAGUUGCUGUACUUGCUGCAGUGUCAGCUGUCCUCUUCCUUGCCUACCUGUGCAGCUUGUCAGUUCGAGGGAGGCUAUCCACUCGAUUAUUUGGGCGCAAACUUGCCGGAGGCGAGGAUGGCAAAGAAAACAAUGAGACAGAUCCGUGCGUCCCACACAGUGACACGGACGUAGAGGCCUUUCCAGGUUCCCCAGAGCAACCUAGCGAGGGUCGUAUCCCUAGCGCGCAUGGGCAGGCUCUUCCUGCCGCAUCUUGGAGUGGUGAGUCGGAAACUGCAUAUCGUAUAGCGCUGUCGCUAAUGGGUGCUACAGCUGCUCCUGUCGAAGAUCUUUACCGUGCAGCAAGACCUCAUCUAGGACCAGCGGAAGAGAAGAGGGGUGAAAAGAGAAAAGAAAGCGAAACCGAUGGUGUAGGGCGUGGAGCCAAGGUACAGAAAUUGGAGGCACCGAUUCAUCACAGCCUUCUUGGACCAUCGGUCCCCCAACUAUACCCGGACCGCGAUUCACUUAUUGAUUUAACCUUAUCUGAAGGCGUUCCUGUGCUAGGGGAGGAUUCGUGGCUCCUUGAUGACGAUAUAGCCUAUAGGACACCAUCAAGAUUGGAAAAUGAAAAUACAACGCCUGCAGAAAUGUAUGUAGGCCAGCAGAGCCACCAUGCGCCUACGCGAACGUCCAGAAGGCCGCCUCCACUACCAUCUGGGAACCUGUCUACUCUGGAUAGCAGUGGCUCGCCCGCCAUGCGUCCGUUGAGCGUUUUCGAGUCGGUGCUGUCGGAACCCAGCCAGAGCAGUGUGGGUCUCCGCCCAGAUGAUUGGUUGUUGAAUGGCGAUGCGGAGGUUGUGGACAAGGCAUUGGACCUGAUCGACUUAGGUACGAAACCUUCUAUGUUGUUAGGUAGUAGAGGGGACAGCCAGAAAGGGGAAGGAUCUCGCGCGAAAGCCGCUACCGAAGACCAAAUAUAUGGGGGGGCAGCUUCGAGCUCGAGAUCAAUCCGCGACUCUCUCAUGGAAGCAAUUCAGGAGCCAGCAGAAAUAUUGCUUGGAAUACCUUCGGCCUCUACUGAUCCUAAGCAUGCAGGGGCAGUAGGCGU